Vanessa atalanta (red admiral) is the source of this 651-nucleotide messenger RNA. RefSeq lists its product as uncharacterized. The coding region runs from base 76 to 597 and encodes 173 amino acids. The record is from RefSeq and is a predicted model, not a curated record. The transcript has 4 exons. Lineage: Eukaryota; Metazoa; Arthropoda; Insecta; Lepidoptera; Nymphalidae.
UUCAUCAACUGUACUUCAGAAUUAAUAAAAUAAAUUAAUGAAUUUAUGUUUCAAGCUAAUUAUUCGUUCAGAUAAAUGUUAAAAUUACCGAAAGUCAAGGACAGAACAGGUACUAAAGACGUAUGCAAAUGCAGGCCGAUUUGUAAGAGCCGUAGACGAGAAUGGAAGGGAGAAACCCACAAGACAUCAGCCGAACUUGUACUUGAAAGGAAACCUUUACAAGAAUGUUUUAGAAGAUGGCCAUCGAAAAUUCACGCAAACAGCCUCUGUCCUUUGUUUGCAAGAAAACAUCGCCUAGUGAUAAAUGAACGGAACGCUAGCAUACCUCCGAACAUCGUACGAAUUUGCCAAACACCCUUAGAUGACAAAGUUGAUACACCAUAUAUAAAGUUUGCGGAAAUGGCGAAAAAAUUAGGUGUAUGGGAUGCAGUGAUAAGUUGCUGUGCAUUUUGCAACUGUGGAAUUUGUUGCGCGUGCCGUCCGCACAACUACGAGAUACGUGCAGAGUCGUGGGACCAGAUGCGUGCAAAUAUGCGUAGUUUUGAUGCACGUGUAAAAGACUGUAUGCCUAUGCGAAUUAUGUAUGACAUACUAUGAUUAAAUUAUGAAAUACUAUUGCAUUUUAUAUCAUAAUAGGAAUUUAUAUGACAU